AUGGAUUCAGUUAUGCUGAAUAUUCGUCGUUUAGGCCAUAACCCCCGUUACGCGGUGGCGUAUGACAAUUAUGGGUGCACUUCUAUAGAAAUUGGGAGUCAGGAUGCCUCCGGACGGAGCUCCUCUUCGGGUAGCGUGACACAGUCUGAGGCCGUUUCUCAGAUUUCGGUGGAAGUGAUUCCACCCUACCCGGAGUCCGACGUUCCCAAGGAAUCUGCAGGCCACCCUAAAGUAUCGGGGGUUUCGCCGAAGGUUCUGGGUGAGGCCGCUACUGAGGAGAAAUCCUCUGUGAUCAAGACUGUGCGGGAAACCACCUACAGUGCCCCCGACGGCGGAUUUCGCCCAUGGGCAUCCAUUUUUGCGUGCUUUUGGCUGCUGUUCUUUACCUCCGGAAUGGGAAAAAGCUUCGGCGAGAUAAAGUCGGCCAUCACGGCGGAAAUGAAAUGUAGCCAAAGUAUACUCAUGAUAAUACCGGGCAUCUUCUCGGCCACGACCCUCUUCUGGGCUCCUGCUGCGGCAGCUUUGAUCAGAUGUUUUGGCCCGCGUCUCAUGCUGUCUGCUGGAAGCUUACUAUGCUUUCUUGGCUUUACCAUUGCCGGAAGCGCAGACUCGGGUGCGUAUUUGGUGGUGUGCUUAGGGCUGAUCGUCGGACCGGGGUUUUCUUUAGUAGCCAACUACACAGUCUACAUCAUAGGGAAACUCUUUAAGGAGUGGAAGCCUCUUGCUCUAGGCAUUGCCCUCUGUGGUGGGUGUUUAGGGCAUGAGCUCCUGCCCAGGAUUUUCGGGCUAGCUAUACAAGUGUUUGGCCCAAGAGGAGUUUUCACAUUCCUGGCGGUCGGGUCUGCCGUCUGGAUCCUAAUUUUCCUUUUUGUCGUGGGGGAUCUUGAACGCCAGCUGGUGUGCACGGUGACUUCAAUUCCUGCUCCUGCAGAAUUACAAGUCCCUGCCCCGGAGGCCCAGGGCUCUUCCCACAAGAGGAGGUUAAUUCGGAUCUCAGACGAGUUGGACCUGAAGCUCCUGGCAAACUACAGGUUUUGGCUGAUUUCUGUCUCUACCUUCUUUUUCGGUUUGGGCAGCUCGGCGAUCGGAACUGCGAUGUCGAUUUACACUGUGUACGACGGGUUCGACUACGGUAAGAUUUUGUUUCGUGUGAAGUGUGGUAACUAG
Uloborus diversus is the source of this 1167-nucleotide messenger RNA. RefSeq names its product monocarboxylate transporter 1-like. Bases 1 to 1167 code for a protein of 388 amino acids. Gene Ontology annotation, biological process: transmembrane transport. Lineage: Eukaryota; Metazoa; Arthropoda; Arachnida; Araneae; Uloboridae. The record is from RefSeq and is a predicted model, not a curated record. Gene Ontology annotation, molecular function: monocarboxylic acid transmembrane transporter activity. The transcript has a single exon.